AUGCAGCGCGGGGGGUGGGAGCCGGUGGCGCGGGAGGACCGCGUCGCCGACAAAAUGAAGAGCGGCACCGCAGGCGGCGGAGAUGAACACGUGACCGCCCUGCGCAGCAGCCAGCUGGCCGCGGACACCAAUGAGAACCUGCUGCGGGCGCUGCGGGCGAGUGAGGCGACCAACGAGACGGGCUACGCGACGCUGCAGCAGCUGGGGCGGCAAAAGGAAACCAUCGCCCGCACCCUGGCGGGCGUUGAGGGGACGCGGGAGGAGUUGAGCGGCGCCCGAAGGACGAUCCGCGACAUCCGCGUAGGCGUCUACAAGGAGUGGGCGGUGAAGGGGCUCGUGCUGCUGCUGCUGCUGCUGCUGGACAUCGUCCUCUUCUACGUGAAGUUUAUUCGGCGCUAG
Trypanosoma conorhini is the source of this 399-nucleotide messenger RNA. Its product is annotated as putative Qa-SNARE protein. The transcript has a single exon. NCBI's taxonomy places the organism in Eukaryota, Euglenozoa, Kinetoplastea, Trypanosomatida, Trypanosomatidae. The record is from RefSeq and is a predicted model, not a curated record. The coding region runs from base 1 to 399 and encodes 132 amino acids.